Molecule: messenger RNA, 1104 nt
Organism: Chenopodium quinoa (quinoa)
Lineage: Eukaryota; Viridiplantae; Streptophyta; Magnoliopsida; Caryophyllales; Amaranthaceae
Product: single-stranded DNA-binding protein WHY1, chloroplastic-like
Exons: 7
Coding region: 166-1011 (281 amino acids)
Biological process (GO): defense response; regulation of DNA-templated transcription
Molecular function (GO): single-stranded DNA binding
Source: RefSeq, a predicted model, not a curated record
UAUACACGGCCUUACUUAACAUGAAUUACUGUAAAACUUUGGGUUACCCUGUUGGGCUAAGGCUAAAAAGCCUAUUGUGGAGCAAGUAGUGUGAAGUCAAAUAAGAAAAGCACAUUUUGAUUUUGCGAGAAACCCAGAAAUUAAAAAAAAAAAAAUUAAAAAAAAAUGGUGCAGCAACUCCUAUCUUCUUCUUCUUCUUCAAACUUCUCCAUUGGAGCUCAGUUUCAAAACCAUGGACCAACUUCUCUCCCUUACCUUUCUCUCUCCUCUCAUAACUCCAUUAUCACUAAUACUACCCAAUUCAAGCUACCCAGAAAUUGGGUAUCCCAUGUUUCCUCAUCAAAGCUCUCACUUUCUGUAAAUUGUCGUCAAUCUUCAGAAUACUUUGAUAAAUCUCCUCCUAGAUUUUCUCCCUCUUACUCACCAAAUCCUUCAACUACUUCUUCAGGUUUUCCACCUAAGGUUUUUGUGGGGCAUUCCAUAUAUAAAGGGAAAGCUGCGCUUACCGUGGAGCCGAAAUCUCCAGAGUUUGUGCCAUUGGAUUCAGGCGCAUUUAAAGUUUCGAGGGAGGGUUAUGUACUGCUUCAGUUUGCUCCUGCUGCCGGUGUUCGUCAGUAUGACUGGAGCAGAAAGCAGGUAUUCUCUCUUUCAGUGACUGAAAUUGGAAGUCUGGUGAGCCUUGGUGAAAAGGAGUCUUGUGAAUUUUUUCAUGACCCAAACAAAGGAAAAAGUGAUGAAGGCAAAGUAAGGAAGGUAUUAAAAGUAGAGCCCCUUCCAGAUGGCUCUGGCUACUUUUUUAAUCUAAGUGUUCAAAACAAGCUUCUGAACUUGGACGAGAAUGUGUAUAUACCCAUCUCUAAAGCAGAGUUUGCAGUUCUUGUAACGGCAUUCAAUUUUGUCUUGCCAUACCUCUUAGGCUGGAAUGUCUUUGCCGAUAACAUAAAGCCAGACGACAGCAACCGCAUCAACAGCUCAAACACAAGAACGGGGGAUUACGAAUGGAAUAGAUAGUUUUCUACAUGUUUGAAGGAUACCUAGUGGUGUAUUUUAAAGAUUCUCUUUGUAGAUGUUAUUUGAAGUAAUGUUUUAGGUUUUCAGGCUUUA